Molecule: messenger RNA, 4494 nt
Organism: Astyanax mexicanus (Mexican tetra)
Lineage: Eukaryota; Metazoa; Chordata; Actinopteri; Characiformes; Acestrorhamphidae
Exons: 2
Coding region: 232-1902 (556 amino acids)
Source: RefSeq, a predicted model, not a curated record
CAGACGCUUCUCUGCUUAGCUCUGCUAUCUCUGCUAUCUUUCAUACUUUUCUUUAUUUUCAGAUAUUUUCGAGCUACAGUGUCUGAGCUCAUUAUUUAGAUUAGCACUAGCACUACCAUAUUUUGUUUCUUAUUUUAUUUUUUUUCUAGUUUCUUUGGACAUUUUAUAGUAGAGCCAUAGGCACAGGAAUCAGAAAAGUUCCUGUAGAGUACUUAAGAAGAAAUCUGCAAGAUGCCUCCUUGUGUGGGUUCAGAGCACCUGUGCUGCCAGAACUGCUACAAUCUUCUACAAAGAAUGACUGUUUUGGAAACAAAUUUUCGGUCCUUGUUAUCAGAGUUUAAGGACUGGCAUCUCUGCGCUGUUCGAGGACCAACGGAGUGUGGGAGUGCUGCCAGCGGACAACGGGCAGGGAUUUUAACGGAGCAGCGAGCAGUGGAGACGAACAGAACUGGACCAGCAGAUCAUGUGGACAUUCCUAAUGUGAGUACAGCUGAAAGAUAUGGGCAAAACCAGCAAUGGGUUCGCAUUGGAGCUAAACCCAAACGCCAUGCCACAUACAGCUCUGUAGUAUCCUCCACUCCUGCUAACAUAGCACAUCUGGCUAAUGCUAAUGCUAAAGCUAUUGCUCGGAGAUCAGAGCACAGAGCCAGAGGAAAUCAGUUCCAGUCACUUAGUUUGCAAAAUAGAUUUGAGCCACUGCAAGACCUUAAUGACUUUCCUAAUACCAGCCAGUAUGAUACAGAAAGAACCAGAAGAUUCAGCCAUUCAAAACACCCCAGGAGAGCCACAGGGCUCCAGGCUGUGGCCACAGCAGACACCCUUGUUUUGGGGGAUGACUCUGUUCAUGGCAUGAACAAUAAUCAGAAACUCAUUGUUCGAUGUGAGCCAAACAUCACCGUUUCUGAACUGAAUGAGAAGCUUCCAACACUACUGGCUGAAUACAGAACAGUGAAACGGAUCAUUGUUCAUGUUGGAAAAAACGAUACAAGGAAAGAGGAGUCUGAGGUGUUAAAAAGGGACUUUAAUGAUCUUUUUACCACACUGCGCAAGUUCAACAUUCAGACAUUCAUUAGUGGUCCUCUACCUGCAAGAGGCUGCAAUAUGUUCUCUAGGCUGCUGGCUUUAAACAUAUGGCUUCAGAAAACCUGCAGGUCAAACGGACUGAACUUCAUUGACAAUUUCAAUCUGUUUUUUGGGAAGAGAGAGUUUUUCAGGAGAGAUGGACUGCACACCAACAAGAGGGGAGUCAAAUUCCUGUCAGAGAACUUCAUUUUUUCUCUGUGCAACUUCUCUGUUCCCACUGGUGAAGACACGUCAGCUUUAACACCCAAGGACACUGUCUGCACUACAGAGACACAACAUCCUCCCCCCACAGAGACUGCGGAGUUAUCGGACGGGAGCCAUGUUCUGCUGUAUCAGCUGCCGGAAACACCGCAACUGCAUGAACACUCCACACCAUCCUCCAUCUCCACCUCAUCAUCAUCAUCCUCCAUCUCCACCCCAUCAUCACCCCACCUGAACUUCCCAGCAACCAUGGAGAAGCUGGUAUCUGCAGGGACAAGACUGACGCUUUCUCUGUCAGCGAGUCCUCAGGUACAGCGAAAAAUCAGCACAACUUCUCCUCCACAGUCACCUACUGCCUCACGGACCCAGCAACCCCCAUUCUCACCACCAUUACACUCCCCAAUCAAGGAGUUAGAAAAGGGGACCAAAAUGAAGCCCAGUGAACAUGAACAUGAGGAAGUAUUAAACAACCGCCGCCCCCCACAACCCAAAAAGAAGAGACAAGCUCCUAAACCACCGGACAGACAGCUUCGCUCUCGACUUCUUCACCAGCAGGAGCCCCUCCCACCUCCCUCCACCAUAAGGGAAGAGGCCGCCACAAGUAAUCCAGCAAACUGAUAUCUUUUGGGUCCUACGGACCCUGUGUGCCAGUUAUCUCCCCCAUUCCAGUUCUUAUCAGAAGCAGAAAGAACAGGGAGUAUAGGUCAGAUAAUGUGAAUAUAUCCAACUUGCAGUAUAUAAAUUGUAACCCACAGUCUUUGGAACAAAAUGCACAGGUUAUUAAGUUAGCUCUACUAAAUAUCAGAUCUCUUACAAACAAGUCCUAUCUAAUUAAUGAUUUUAUUACAAAUUAUGGGCUUGAAUUUCUGUUUUUAACAGAGACAUGGUUAAAUUCUUGUAGUGCUGAAAGUGUAUUAAUUGAGUCGGCUCCACCAAACUUUAACUUUUUAAAUGUCUCACGUACCGGCAAGAAAGGUGGAGGUGUAGCUAUGCUGUUUGAUGAUACUUUCCAAUGCAAGCAGUUAUCACUUGGUGACUUCACAUCUUUUGAAUAUUUAGGUGCAGUUUUAAAAGGGACACCAAGAAUAUUACUAAUAAUUGUCUAUAGGCCUCCAAGGUACAAUGCUGAUUUUAUUGAUGAUUUUACAGAUAUGCUGUCUUUUAUUUCUACUGAAUUUGAUCAUUUUAUUAUUGCUGGUGAUUUUAACAUUCACAUUGAUAAUCCCAAGGAUAAUUAUGCCAGAGAACUCUAUGAUGUAUUUGACUCUUUUGAACUCUCUCAGCAUGUGACUGGAAGCACACACUGUCAUGGUCACACCCUGGAUCUGGUUAUUUCGAAGGGUCUCAACAUAUCAACCUCUAUUAAGGAUGUUGCACUGUCAGAUCACUACUGUGUCUUCUUAGAAAUGUGGACUUCAAUACACAGUGAAACCAGACAGAUUAGGUACAAGAAAAGGCAGAUAAAUGACAUGACAGCUGAACUUUUUGUGAGCAAAGUGUGCUCUGCACCAUGCAAACCAUCAGACUCUGUAGAUACUCUGCUGGAUAGUUUUAACUCGAAAACUGCUAGAGUUUUAGAUGAGAUUGCACCAGUUAGAGUUAAAACCAUGCCAUGCAAGCAGAAAGCACCAUGGAGAAAUGAUGCUGCAGUUCAGCUCCAAAAGAGAGAAUGCAGAAAAGCUGAGCGCAGAUGGCGUAAAACCAAGCUUCACAUUCACAAAGAAAUUUUUAAAGAUAGAUUGCGUGAUUACAACAAAAUAAUGUGCACAUGUAGACAAACCUAUUUCUCCAGCAUUAUUAACAAUAAUAUUAACAAUAGCAAAGUUCUUUUCACUGUGGUUGACAGACUAACUAACUCACCUAUAUAUAUGACCCCUGAGCUAGUUUCAACUGAGAGAUGUAAUGAGUUUGCUAAAUUUUUUAAUACUAAAAUCCACAAUAUCAGACAAGCCAUCAGUACAUCUCUAUCCACCAAGGAGCCCAUGUGCUCUCCAAAACCAUGCAAAAGCAUCAUAGUCAACAUGUGCCAGUUUAGCACUAUUAAUGAAGAAGUUUUAAUUGAUACAGUGAGUCACCUCAAAUCAUCCACCUGCAGUCUUGAUACAUUACCAACCAAGUUUUUAAAGAAUGUUUUUUACUCAAUAUCAGCAGACAUUCUUCAAAUUGUAAAUACCUCACUCAUGUCAGGUGUUUUCCCAAAUGCAUUAAAAACUGCCGUUGUGAAGCCUCUCUUAAAAAAGAAAAAUUUAGAUACAAACUUAUUGAACAAUUACAGACCAAUCUCUAAUCUACCAUUCAUUGGAAAAAUAAUUGAAAAAAUUGUCUUCAAGCAAGUUAUGCACUUCCUGUCCAUAAAUAACUGUCUAGACCAAUUUCAGUCAGGUUUCCGGCCCAAUCAUAGUACUGAGACUGCGCUUAUUAAGGUUAUCAAUGACAUUCGCUUAAACACAGACUCAGGAAAAAUGUCUAUUCUACUGCUGCUUGAUCUCAGUGCUGCUUUUGACACCAUUGACCACAACAUUCUCAUAGAUAGACUUGAGAACCGGGUUGGAAUUUCUGGAACUGUCCUAAAAUGGUUCAGUUCAUACCUUCAAGGAAGGAAAUACUUCGUGGAAAUGGAAAAUAAUGUUUCUGAGACUGUGCCAGUGACCUGUGGUGUACCCCAGGGUUCAAUUCUUGGGCCACUCUUAUUUAAUUUAUAUAUGAUUCCUCUGGGUGAAAUCAUGCGUGACUAUGGGAUAUCUUACCACAGCUAUGCAGAUGACACUCAGAUCUACAUGGCCCUCUGCCCAAACAAUUUCGGUCCCAUUGACUCACUGUGUAAAUGCCUUGAGCAGAUAAAUAAAUGGAUGGGACAGAACUUUCUGCAGUUAAAUAAAGAUAAAACAGAGAUUAUUUUAUUUGGGAAUAGUAAUGAGAGGCACAGAUUAUCUGCCUAUCUGGAUUCAAAAAGCCUAAAAUCUAAAGAACUAGUGCGUAAUCUUGGUGUACAAAUGGACUCUGAUCUCACUUUUAACAGUCACGUCAAAGCCGUCACCAAAUCAGCAUUUUAUCACCUAAAGAACAUAAAUAAGAUCAGAGAUUUUCUGUCUAAAGCAGACCUGGAGAAACUUAUCCACGCCUUUAUUUCUAGUAGGAUUGAUUACUGUAAUGGACUCCUAACUGGACUCCCAAAAAAGACCAUUAAACAGCUUCAGCUGAUUCAGAAUG